AUGAGCACUGAGGGUACGUUGGAAGAGUGUACGAUCAGAAUUCAGACAUUGUUGAGGGAUAAGUUGAAAGUGGAUAGUAAAGUGUGGCAGGUAAGAAGAAGUGGUAGAGUUUUGAUAGCGAGGCUAGAAAUGAAGAGAAAGGUCAUGAAAAGUAAGAGAAUGUGUGAAACAUGGAUAGAGGAAAAGGACUGGAGGAAAGGUAAAGGUAGGGCAAGUGGUGGGAUAAUAAUAGGAAAAAGGACAGAUUGGAAAGAGGAUGAGGAGGAAGUAACAAGGAUACAGAUCACGGGUAUAGACAUGGCACAGGUAAAGUUGGUUUUAGAAGACGUGACAUUAAAUAUCUUUACAGUAUAUAAUAAGAAUAAGGACAAGAAUAAGGACAAGAAUAGUGGUGGUAGAAGGAACAAGAAUAAGGACAGGAGGGAGGGGUUAGAGGAUUCAUUUAGGAGAAUAGAGGAGAUUUGUGAGGGAGAAGGAAUCAUUAUUGGUGGGGAUUUUAAUAUACGAAUAGGAGAAUUAGGAAGUAAUGGAGAGGAAGAAUAUGAAACUGUGCGAAAAAUGAACGAUUUUAUAAAAGAUAGGAUAGAAGAAUUUAAUAUAGAGGAAAGGGUGGACUCAGACCAUACCCCGCUAAAGGUGAGGAUUCAGCUUGCGGAAGAAGAGGAGGAAGAAAGAAGAGGAGCAGAGGAAAAGGAGAACAAGACAGAAGAGGCAGAGGACGGGUCUAGGAAAUAUGUUUGCUGGGACGAAGAGGCAAGAAGGAUAUACAAUGAGUUAACGGAAGAAGAAGAAGAAGAAGAAGAAGAGGUGGAUAAGGGUUCAGGGUGCGAAACAACUGAGGAAAAAUGGAGGAAAUUAAAGGAUCGGGUGUUGGAGAGCCUGGUAUACAAGAAAAUAGGAAAAGGCAGGAAGAGAAACAUGGGAUACAAGGAUUGGUGGGACAAGGAUUGUACGAGGAAAAAAAGAGAAGUGAAGAGAAAUUAUAGGAGAUGGCGGAGAGAGAUGAGAACUAAAGAAGAGUUUUUGGUAAGCAGGAGAGAAUUUAGAGAGCUCCUGGAGCAGAAUAAAUGA
Messenger RNA from Ooceraea biroi (clonal raider ant), 1071 nucleotides. RefSeq names its product golgin subfamily A member 6-like protein 6. NCBI's taxonomy places the organism in Eukaryota, Metazoa, Arthropoda, Insecta, Hymenoptera, Formicidae. The record is from RefSeq and is a predicted model, not a curated record.